Guillardia theta CCMP2712 is the source of this 942-nucleotide messenger RNA. RefSeq lists its product as hypothetical. Lineage: Eukaryota; Cryptophyceae; Pyrenomonadales; Geminigeraceae. The annotation marks the transcript as partial. Gene Ontology annotation, molecular function: protein binding. The record is from RefSeq and is a predicted model, not a curated record. The transcript has 3 exons.
GGCCGUCGUGCUGUACACUAUGCUGCCAUGAGUGGUCAUACUUUGAACGUGAUUGCGCUGGCUGCCUACGAUGCCGAGAUCGAUGUUCGCACAAACAACGGAAGGACAGCGCUACAUGGAUCAUGUUGGAAUGGACACACACAGACAGCGUUACAGCUCGUGGAGAUGGGUGCAGAUCAUGCGAUCCGAAGUACAGAUGGAGCGACUCCUUUGAUGGAUGCAGCUCGAAACGGGUACGGAGUUUCUGACGUCUGUUUGCAAGGUUCUGCUUCGAUUCUACUGGAUUUUAAAGCUGACUUAGAAGCGCGGAACAAUAGAGGAAGCACUCCUCUUCUGUCGGCAGCUUCUUCGGGACAUGUAGAGACUACGAAACUGCUGUUGGAUGCAAAGGCAGAUGUCAAUGCUGUGAAUGACGACAAACGCUCGGCCCUUCACUUUGCCACUUGGAAUUGUCAUCCUCGUGCUGUCUUGUUACUGUUGCAGUACGGAGCAGACAUGCGACUUGCCGGAGAAGACGGAAUCACAGCUUCAGACGGCAUCUGCCACCCGGAUUUUGAUUGGCCUCCAGAUAUCCUUCAAGAACUUCAUACUCUGCGUCUUCCAAACAGCCCGAUGCACACUGCAGCAGGAAUAGGGGAUAGCAAGCGAGUAUCUAACUUGGUGAGUAUUGGAGUUGAUGUCAAUUGCCCGAAUGACGUCGGAGAUACUCCGCUGCACUGGGCUGUUCGCAAUCGUCGCUUGCACACGAGUACAGUUCUGUUGGAACUUGGCGCAGAUGUCAUGAAAAGCAACCGUUUUGGUGUUACAGCAUGCAAAGAAAUGCUAACCUACAUGGACAACAUGCAACAAGAAUGCCUAGAAAAGAAAAUCCUUGAAAUAUCCAAUCAAAAAGGUUCAUUGGUCAAGUUGCAUAGGAGAGGGAAUGCCGUAAGUACGAGAUAG